AUGGGAGGCAAGGAAGGUAAGGAAGGCAGGAAAGCACAGCGCGACGACAAUUCUUGCUCGCCCAAGCGGAAGUGGGCCGGCCCUGGAUGCGAGAAGGGCGGUCGAGGGCGUUCGUUGCGUCGUAUGGAUAACGGGGACUUCUGCACAAGUUAUGGGAUGCUGCUUCAAAUUGACAGUGGCAGUGGCCGAAUGAGCGGCAAGGUUGGGCCUCGACACUUGACACCCUCAAAUGCCAGCCGACCAGGGCUGAUUUCGAGACUCGAGACUCGACACUCGACACUCGACACUCGAGCCAGAUCAGGGGCUUGGAAGCUGGGCCAGACUUUUGCGCGGCAAUGGUUGAUGGCGGCUAUGCUGCAGCACCCGUCUCCUAGCAAACGAGAUAUGGGCAUCGUGCGCACUGAUUACUGCGUAGCGUACCCAGGUCCCAAUGUAAAGGGAAAGAUAUAGGUUGAGGUAUGGAUACUUGAACCUUGGGAUACCAUGACUGACCGGCAGAUGGAGCCGAGUGCGGAGCACCAUGCCUGUUCAUAGUGAAGCACGGUAAGAGUAAGAGUGAACGUGGAAAAAGAAACGCCCCCAACAUUACCUACAGUUAGAGACGAAGCACAUACGGAUGCAGUCUUGGGGACCGGAGAAAACAACGAG
Molecule: messenger RNA, 648 nt
Organism: Colletotrichum acutatum
Lineage: Eukaryota; Fungi; Ascomycota; Sordariomycetes; Glomerellales; Glomerellaceae
Exons: 3
Coding region: 1-450 (149 amino acids)
Source: RefSeq, a predicted model, not a curated record